AUGUGCCCACCUGAACACACAAAACGAGCACCAACAACACAACCUGUGCUUUCUCCCGAGUCAUCAACUAGCGGUGAUCUAGAUGGGAGGGACGUGCUUCCAGCUCGACGGAACAGACUCCUGAUUAGACAGUUGACCCUAAAGCCUGAGCCACGAACCGUACUUGGAGUUUCAUGGGUAGUUUGGGAGCCCAGGAACAGCAAGCAGGCACUGCAAUCGCUUCGGCAAUGGCGAAAGAAGCAGACAGCUGAAGAGACCGAGGUUCCGGGCCCCACGAUGGCCCCGGGUCCCGAGCGACCCUGGCGUGGGAACCGCUGGAGGCUCUCAAAGAAGAAUCUCCCAAGCUGUGUGGCGACCUGGCAUGCGUGGAUGAAAAGCAUGGACGCAGAGGAGUUUUUCGACACCGUCACCAAGCGCCCUGAGCUGCUGCCGGCCUACACAGAGGCCGCCCAGGCUGAGGGCAUGGCCGGCGAGGGCAACGAGGUUUGCUUGGAGACAGCGGAUUUCCUGGAGCGGCUGCACUCGGAAGAGGGCAGCAGGCCUUGGAAGAUUGUCGACCUGGGCUGCGGUGAUGCAGCGCUGGCGAAAGAGAUGAGGCAGCGUCGCCCCGAUCUGGAGAUGACCUGCGUGGAUGCCGCACGCCUGGCGCGGGGCGUCGUGGUGCAGAACUUAGCAGCUCUGCCCGACGACUGGGCCGCGGCCUUCGACGUGGCCGUGCUCUGCCGCGCACUGUGGAGCCUCGACUAUGAGAAGGUGCUGUCGGAAGCACAUCGGGUGCUGAAGCAGUCUCCCGAUUCGCGUGUGCUGGUGGUAGAACCAAUCAAGCGCUGGUUGGAUCGAUCCAAGGACGGCGGGCCCGAGCAACCCAACGAGCUGAUCCAAGCUUUGCAGAGGGCGGGGUUCUACAUGCUCCGGGCCGAGAAUGUGCGCUUCGAGGAGGGAGGCGAAGAGGAGAAUGGGACGAAGCGCGUCUUUCAGUUCCUCUGGGCCUCCGCGGUGCCACCCUAG
Molecule: messenger RNA, 1008 nt
Organism: Symbiodinium sp. CCMP2592
Lineage: Eukaryota; Dinophyceae; Suessiales; Symbiodiniaceae
Source: the annotation of a GenBank genome assembly